This is a messenger RNA of Syngnathoides biaculeatus (alligator pipefish), 2670 nucleotides long. It is a transcript of the gene foxj1a, whose product is annotated as forkhead box J1a. Gene Ontology annotation, biological process: regulation of DNA-templated transcription. The record is from RefSeq and is a predicted model, not a curated record. Lineage: Eukaryota; Metazoa; Chordata; Actinopteri; Syngnathiformes; Syngnathidae. Gene Ontology annotation, molecular function: sequence-specific DNA binding; DNA-binding transcription factor activity. Bases 159 to 1484 code for a protein of 441 amino acids. The transcript is spliced from 3 exons.
GCGGGACGCGCGUCCGUCUUGCUUCACUUGCGUGGCUCUUUGGUCGCGCACACGCACGCGCACGCAGCAAGCGGGUGCGCGCGCAUUUCACCCCGACGAGAGACGCUUCGCUGCAGUCGUGAAGUGAGGAAGGUGAGGAAGAGGAGAUCGUCACGGCGAUGAUGAGCAUGGAUCCGGGCCACCAGGGGGAUCCCGAGGAGUGCGAGGCUCUGGAGGAGGUUCUGGUGGCGGCGGCGGCCCAGGCGGAGGCCCAGGCGGAGGCCCAGGCGGAGGCCCAGGCGGAGGCCCAGGCGGCGGCGAGCGAGUCCUGGGGUGGCGGCGGCGGCGGCGGCGACGCCGCUUUGGACGACAGCCUGACCAGCCUGCAGUGGCUGCAGGACUUCUCCAUCCUGGGGGCCGGCGUCCCCCCGGGCCGGCCGCACCGCCGGCGCCACCUGCUGAGCCCGGAGGCGCCCGCCUCCCCGCUGGCGGCCGACCCGGCCUCGGCGGGGCCGUGGGCGGCGCCCGGCGUGCCCACGGCGGCCGCCUACAGCCGCCUGCGGCCGCUGCCCGCCAUCGUGGCGCGCGGGCACUGCCCCGACGAGGUGGACUACAAGACGGACGCGGGCGUCAAGCCGCCGUACUCGUACGCGCACCUCAUCUGCAUGGCCAUGAAGCACAGCAAGACCAGCAAGAUGACCCUGGCCGGCAUCUACAAGUGGAUCACGGACAACUUCUGCUACUUCCGCCACGCGGAGCCCACCUGGCAGAACUCGAUCCGCCACAACCUGUCCCUCAACAAGUGCUUCAUCAAAGUUCCUCGUCAGAAGGACGAGCCCGGAAAGGGCGGCUUCUGGAAGAUCGAGCCGCAGUACGCCGAGCGCCUCCUGAGCGGCGCCUACAAGAAGCGCCGCGUGCCGCCCGUCAGGAUCAACCCGGCGCUGCGGAGCCGGCUGGGCCUCGCCCCGCCUCCGCCCCCCUCCGCCAACCCCGCCGGCCCCCUGCGCGUGGACGCCCAGUCUCAGCGGCUCCUGCGGGAGUUUGAGGAGGCCACGGAGCAGAGCUGGGACCGGGGCACCAUGCUGGGGUCCUGGCCCGUCCCCCGGGGCGGCGCCAAGAGGAAAUCGGGCUGCAGGAGCGGCGGAGGCAAGACCCCCCGCCGCUCGACUUCCCCCCUGCUCUCCUUGGACGAGCAGAAGGAGAACGGCCCCCUCAAGGGCGACUUCGACUGGGACGCCCUGCUGGACUCGGCGCUCAGCGGCGAGCUCAGCCUGCGCGCCGACGACGCCUUAGCCCCCGUCAUCAAGGACGAGGGGCCGAGCGCGGACCCCCCGGCCGACCCUCUGGCCGAGUCCCACAAGUCCUUCUUGGGCUCGGCCUUCCUGGAGAGCCCCUGGCCGGAGGAAGAGGCGGAGUCGGAGCGCGCUGACUUCAUGUGCGGCGCCGGCGUCAACCUGGAGCAACUGUUUGACCUCGCCGAGCCCCCCCCGGAGCCCCUGCUCUGAGGCUGGCCGGACCCCGCGCCGUUUACGUAAGCCGCCCGAAUUUCACAUUUCUCUCGUCCAGUUUCUCCGCCAAUUUUCUUCACUUCCGCUGGGAUCAGACAACCGGAUGUUAGCCCCAAUCGCAAACGACUUUCCAGGUCGUGUUUCGCUGAGAAUGAGACCCUACCCUAACCCUGCGGUCGCCCCGCUACGUCGUGUUUCCGUCUAUUUCGCCACACGGACCAGAAACCUCUGACGCAGCGCCUUGACAUCGCCCAAUAGGAAUGCACGGUGUGACGCCUGCCUUGCUCAAACUUCGACAGAACGGCAGCUGUCAAAUGUUCAUGUACGAGCGGGAGCGCUCGCGCUAGCUACCGGCGUAAUGUUUUGUUGCUAGCUGUAGUAAAAGUGCGCGGCCACGAUGUCAUGCUCUCCACCCCGAAUUGACGACCCGGGUGACAUCUCCGGCUCAGAACACAACCUUUUUUUUUUUUUUUUUUUAAUUUUUUUGUGCCCCCCCCCCCCCCAAAUACAAAACUAAUGUCGUUACCUCCACGGUAACGGUCGUCUCCGGUAGCGAUGACACAUUUUAUGGUCUCGCCUCUCCCGACGCGAUUUUGUCCCACUGAUCGGAAAAGACCCGACCGGCCGAUACGUGUCGUCCGCUCGUAGCAGCGGAGACGCCACACACGUCCCAUCCGGUGAGCUGGAGACCAAUCAUCUGUCUGUCCGUCCGUCCACCCAUCAACUGCUUGUUGGAUGUACGAGAUGAAAGGAUGCAAAAAUGUAUCCAUCUGUUCCUCCAUCCAGUUCAGGGUCUGAUCCCGGAUUACCUUUUCGGUCGAGAGGCCGGUUACGCCCCAGACUGGUCGCCAGCCAAUCGCAGGACACGCGUCGACAACUGGCGUGACAAAUGUUUCUCCUCCUGCGUGAAGCUAACGUGCGAAGAUGAUUUUCGAAAUCCAAGUCCCGGAGCGGCAAUUGGAAUCCCGCGUUAGCCGCUCGAUUGGCGAGCCAUCCAAAUGCUUUUAGUUUUUGUUGCCCCCCCCCGGUCCCCCCCCCCCCCCUCCUUCAAUGGACCUAAGUGCUGCUUUGGCCCCGCCUCCUCAGUCUCGUCACGACGUCACAUUUGCCAAAUGACGCGUCCGUCAACGUUUUUGUAGACGUCAAAGUGAUGAUGACGUUUGGUCACGUCGCGACGCCGCAC